UCACUCGGUGGGCGGUGCUAACAGAUCACGUGACAAAGGUCGCAGCGGAAAUGUGGCUGUACACAUCUACACUGUUGUUAGGUCUGUUAGGAAGCAGAGGAGUAGUGAGAAGCAUGUGCGCUCAGGUGGGAGAUUGGCAGUCUGCCAAGUCCAUCUACGAAUUCUCUGCCAAUGAUAUUGAUGGCAAUGAGGAGUCUCUUGAAAAAUACAGAGGACACGUUUGCAUCAUUGUAAAUGUUGCCUCUAAAUGAGGAAAGACCAAGGUAAACUACACUCAGCUAGCUGAAAUGCACGUCCGCUACGCUGAGAAAGGUUUACGCAUCAUGGGCUUCCCCUGCAACCAGUUUGGAGGACAGGAGCCAGGGACUGACGCAGAUAUUAACGAGUUUGCCAAAGGUUACAAUGCCGAGUUUGUCCUCUUCAGUAAGAUUGAGGUGAAUGGAGACAAGGCUCACCCUCUUUGGAAGUGGAUGAAGGCACAGCCAAAAGGCAAGGGAACCCUGGGAAAUAACAUCAAAUGGAAUUUCACAAAGUUUCUGAUAAACAAAGAAGGACAAGUGGUGAAGAGAUACGGGCCGACAGAUGAUCCCAGCGUGGUGGAGAAGGACCUGCCAACGUACAUGUAAUACUACUGUCUCCUCUUUGUUUGUUUGACUCCUGACCUCUCCCAUGGUCUUUGGGGUAUUGGUGUGUGUGUGUGUGUCUGGACCAGUGACGGCCUGUCUGUAAACCCAACAUUGGGGAGGGCAGGCCUGAUGAUCAAAAACGUGCAACUAACCCCCAGAACACACCCCCACCAGACCCAGAGGACCAUAUGAAAGGACAUUCACUAGCUUUGCAAAAUAGAGACCCUUCACAUCUUGCUCCAUAUUCAGCCAUUCCCUUUUCCAAUACAAACACCCACUAGUCCUUUGUCAAUGUUAAGUUACAAGUAUUGCCUGUGUGUCAAUGUCAGUUUUAUGUCAGGACAACAGACGCCAUGUGUUUACACAACUCUCUGGAAAGCUACUGAUAUUAUUUGCACUUAACUUGCCGAAGGGCCCGUUAUUGUAUAUGUGACUCAUGACUAAUUAUGUGAUGAAGCUGGAAAAUAAAUGCUGUUCAGGACAUGAAUGCUUACCUGAUUACCUAC
Trematomus bernacchii (emerald rockcod) is the source of this 1132-nucleotide messenger RNA. RefSeq names its product phospholipid hydroperoxide glutathione peroxidase-like. The transcript has 7 exons. Gene Ontology annotation, biological process: response to oxidative stress. The record is from RefSeq and is a predicted model, not a curated record. Lineage: Eukaryota; Metazoa; Chordata; Actinopteri; Perciformes; Nototheniidae. Gene Ontology annotation, molecular function: glutathione peroxidase activity.